Messenger RNA from Macadamia integrifolia, 3796 nucleotides. RefSeq lists its product as uncharacterized. The record is from RefSeq and is a predicted model, not a curated record. Lineage: Eukaryota; Viridiplantae; Streptophyta; Magnoliopsida; Proteales; Proteaceae. Bases 1334 to 3538 code for a protein of 734 amino acids. The transcript is spliced from 8 exons.
AACACAACACCAGGGCUGAUCGAUGGCAUUGUAAAUCCUAUAACCCUAUUUUCUCUUGGAACGGCCAGAGAGAAGCGUACAGAGCCGUUGGCGAAGUUUCAACCCAACCUUUGUAGCUUCAGCGUCUGUAGAUCUGCCGUCAGCGAGCAAGGUCGAGGUUCAAUUUUCCCAGGGAGAAGUAGUUGGUACGGCGUCUGUGCACAAAGUUGGCUCUUUGAACUGCGUUUGUGGAACAUAAGGAAAAAAUGAUGGGUUUUGGUUCUUUUGGUCACGAGAGUUCAUCAUUAUCUUCAAGCUUGUCGCCCUUAGCACAACCUUUCGCUGUUGAUCGAUCCCUCCCUAAACCCAACCUCGUACCUUUUGCUGAGGACCCUUACUCAUAUUCCCUUCUGCCUUCUUUCGAAAAUUGGCUCCAUUUGCAUCCUCCUACUUCUGUUACCGAUCCAUUUUCCAGUCCUAGUUCAAUUUCUGAAUUAGACUCUACACAUGCCACUAAUCUGUCCUGCGCGGGCAAUUACGGGUACUUUGGUUCUCAGUCUAUCAGCUCGUUUGGUCCCCAUUUACAGCCUGACACAGCUACUUCUUCCAUCGGGUCUUUCCCUUAUGAUCUGCAGCAGACAGAGAGCAUUAGGACUACUCUUGUUGAAACAAAGCCAUAUUAUCCCCAGUACCCAUCAUCAGCAAGUCACAAUGAUAGUAACCCCGUCUUCCUCAAUGAUUCUGGUUGUAGCAUGAUAUCAGCCUCUAGUUUUGCUCCUUUAGAUGAGGCCUAUCAGGCCGGUUACACUCGAAACUUUUCUGUGGGCUAUACGGGUUGUUGGAGUGGCUUUUGUGAUGGUCUGGCUGAAGAGGAGCAGGCUCGAAGGAAGGGCCUUGAUGGAAAUUUGUUUGGCUCCGGGAAUCAUGGCAUCGAUUCAAUGACUGACAAAAGUUUUCUAAAGGAAGGGACUCCUGCUCCUGAAGGCUUGACAGCAGAACGUGUUGAGAUUUCUGCAAGAAAAAAUCCAAGUGGAUCAAGAGGUACCAGAUGGCUAGAAAAUACAUGUUCAUCACUUUCAGAUGAUACUGCUAGAGUAUCUCCUUUCAACUCUUCAAGACCUGGAGUCUCGGAUCCUGUUUUGAUGCUCCAGGAAGCCCGUUACCCUCAAGCACCAUUUCCAGAUUCAUUCACAAAAACAUGGAGUAGUCUUUUUCCUGACACUGCUUUAUAUGAGGGAUGCUUCACACAACUUGAUUCAUGUACAACUGAUCCUGCAGUUUCACAUGCGUCUAUAACAAGCUCUUCUUCAUCCGACUAUUUGGAGCAAGGGCCAAAGAAACAAGUUUUUCAGCUAUGGAGACGUCAAGAAAUGUGAAUUUCAGUCACCAGCCUGGGGAUGCAUUUGACAAUGAUGAAUCUGCUGGCUUUUUCACCUCCAACAUAAAGGAGUCUUUGAUCCAGAUGAGUUCAAAAGAUCUGUUAAAGGCAAAACCUAAACUCCAAGCUAAUUAUUUCAAGCACUCUGAUGCUUGCAAUGUAGUAUCUGGAGGUGCUGGAACAGCUGAUUCUGAAGAGGGAUCUUCUGAAACAUUUGAUCAGUUUAACCCAAUUGUGGAUUCCCCCUGUUGGAAAGGUGCUCCAGCUUCCUGUCAAUCUCCAUUUGGCGUCACUGAAGUGGUGUCGCCAUAUUUUCAUGUAGAGGAGUUUGAAGGAUGUAAUAGCUCCAAUCUUGGAGGGCCUCAUAUUCUUUCUGUCAAUGCUGAUGAUGCUGUUGCUGUUUCCUCACAGAAGAAAGGGGUGAACGUAAGACCUUACGAAAAUGAAAAUGGUGAAGAUGGUUCAUCAUCCUUUUCUAAGGGAAUGUCGUCGGUUAAUUUUCUCUCUGUGGAAGAUGAAUUAAAAGAUUCUGUUAAAGCAGCACAUUAUCAUUCCAAAGUGAACAUUGAGAAUGAGAUAUUAUAUUCCGAUGUCAUCCAGGAACUGACUCAACCAAGAAAAGGACAUGUUCCAUCAGUCUAUUCAAAAAGUUCUGAACUCAAACCUUCUCACAUGAAACAAAUGAGUUAUGGCAAUAACAUUACAUCUGCAGAACUGUUAACCUCAGAGGCAACAGUUGCAGAUUCUGGAAUGGAUAUCAAGGAUCUUGGACAGGAUGGCUCAUCUUGUGUACAAUUCAAUGCUGUGGAACAUUCUUCAAGUUUGCCUUUUUCUUUAGCCAGCGUUCCUGUUGGGCUUGCUAAACAAUUCGGUGGAGCAUCUGACACCAGACCAAAGAUUGAUAUUCAGCUGCUGCUUAAUGCUAUGGAUAACUUGUCAGAAUUGCUUCUUUCUAGUUGUUCCAAUGAUGUAGAGGCAUUGAAGGAACAGGAUCAUGAGGUUAUUUGUCGUGUAGUCAACAAUCUUGAUGCUUGUCUCUCAAAUAAGGGUGGGUUAAUGAGAUCACUGCCCCAAAUACAAUUUCCCGAGUCAAGCACUUGCUGCCUUAGAAAGCCAACUGAUCCUCAAAAGGUCACUUGGACAUGCAGGUCCCAGGUCAACAGUGUAGAGGCUGUUGAUGUACCGAGUCAAAAUGACCUCGAUGGAAAAAUGCAUUGUACUGAUUCUGGUCAGCAAGAUAAUAAAUUGCAGGAUUUUGUUUCUAUUGAUGGUGAGACAGGAAUCAAGAUAGAUAAUGACAUGAGCCAGGUUAUGAAGAAAAUUAUGGAGGAGAAAUUUGACAAUGAACUCCAGCAAACUAUAUUAUUUAAGAACUUAUGGCUUGAGGCAGAAGCUGCAUUGUGUUCUGUGAAAUAUGAAGAACGCUAUGCUCGCAUGAAAAUAGAGAUGGAGAACUGCGAGAGAUACCAAGAGAAAGGUGCGGCAGGAAAGCCAAUUGACACAGUGGGACAGUUGAGCACUUGCGUUUCUCGUGAUCUGAUCAUUGAUGAUAUGUUGACACAAGGGAUGGAGGAGAACACACUUCCAGACACCACUACCCUGGAGUCAAUUCCAACCGGAAUCGCCAGUCAGGCUAAGAAUGUUGAGGCUCCUGUUCCCUGUCAAGCUGAGGACAGUGAGGCUUCUGUUAUGUCCAGAUUUCGUAUUCUAAAAUGUCGUGUUGAAAAGUGUAGUUCCAUGAAUGAAGGGCAUCCGGCGGAGUCCACUGGCAUUGGAGCUUAUGCAGGAAGGGAAGAUACAAUAUCUAGCCCGUGUCUGAAUGGAACUCAAAAUAUUAGGACGGAGAUCCAACCAAUAAAUGUUGUUGAUGGGGUUUCUUCAGAGAGGAUAAACCCUUCGCCUUUUUUAAUAGACAGAUCAGAAGAUGGACAUUUGGAAGUGACAAUUAGGCCGGACAUGCAGCAUCAUGGUACAAGUUGCACCGAAGAGAAAAUUGAAUUGGAUUCGGAUUUUCCUUGGCAACAAGACCCGUUGAAAGAGUUUGGGGUUUGUAUUUCUGAAGAACCAGUCAAUGCUCUUAUACCAAACCGGGAUGGGAAUCAGUCCAUAGGUGAUGGGUUUGAUAGCCCAUCCUCUGAUUGGGAGCAUGUGCUGAAGGAGGAGCUGAAGUGGCAGAACUGACUGGCUCUAUUAGUGGAUUGCGAAUGUACGCGUCUGUUGGAGGCACUAUGAUGGUUGGGGUGACAUACACUGGUUGUCUGGAUCACAAUUUGUGCUUGAAAUGCUAUGGUGUGAAAUCUCUAUGAAUGCUCUGUUCUAAACUUGUACAAAGUCUUUAAACCUGUAUGAAUUUGAAUUUCUGGAGUGCAUCUCAUUGACUAUGAAUUCACGAGUUCCAAUUUUAUUGUUACUAAUGAGAAAACCCAUCUUUACUCCUCA